UUAUGCCAUAGAUCAUACUAAUUAUAGAUUGGAAAAUACGUUAUACCCGCAUAGGGAAUUGUCACGGAGUCUGCGCAAUCGGAUAAUAAAAUUGUCCAGAAUGAAAUAUCGAGCGUUAUCAAGACGCAUGCGUUUUUGACAUAUAUAUUUAAGAAUUUUUCUUAGUACGUACUCCACACGGCAAUGGAAAGGAUGGGAUUAUUGAGGAAGAGUGCGUAAUUAAUCGACCAGAUAAGAUUGGCAUGCAUAUUUAUUUUCUAGAGGAUGGUAUAUCCAGUUCCAGUUGACAUAAACGACAUGCUUUCCAAUAAAAUAAAGACUAGUUCUUGGUGCGAAGGCAAUUUAAAUACUCAACGUAACUCCAGUAAUAUCAUUGUUCCAGGAAUAUUGCAUCGAGGUCAAUCAAUAAAUAAAAUCUAUACAUCUGAAAAUGAGGAAUUAGGAAUGCCAGCAAAGAACAACGAAGUUUCAAAGGAAGUUCAAGGGCUUAGAAAUUUUUCUGACACUUGCAGCGGCAACAAUGCGUACAUAUUAAACUCUGAUGGACAUCGUUUCAUACAAGAAAGAAUACAGAAUCUUGUUCAAGCAUUCACCGAAAGGACACAACAAAUACGUAGACGUCUGGAUAUGCCGCCGACUCCAUCUACACCUAGUAGUGAUCAAGAUGAUCAUGAUACAGUUGUACAGCCGGUUCAGCCUAUCAAUCGUUCGCCAUCCGAGGGGCAUACAAAGAAUUCAGAUAAUGGUAGCAAAAGAAUCAGCUGUAAUAAAUGCAUCGAUCCUCAAAGCUAUACCUAUAUUUAUUGGUUACUGACGCUAACUUUAUGCUUUGCGUAUAACUGCUUCGUAAUUCCAUUGAGAAGCACUUUUCCUUGUCAGAAUUCCGAAAAUACACAUAUAUGGAUGACUUGUGAUUAUUUGGCGGAUAUGUGUUACUUGAUAGAUAUAAUAUUGAUACGACCACGCGUUAUGUAUUUGGAAGAUGGUUUUUGGGUAAAUGAUCAAAAAUUAACGCGAAAAAAUUAUAUGCGAAAAUGGCAGUUUAUGAUGGAUAUACUGUCUCUACUUCCGUUGGAUAUUUUAUAUUUAGUAUAUGGUUAUGAGCAAACUCUGUUACGCAUGCCGCGUUUCUUAAAGGUUCAGACAUUUUGGGAAUUGUAUAAUCGUAUGGAUAGUGUGCUAUCUAAUCCACACGUAGUUCGUAUAGCACGAACUCUAUCAUAUAUGAUCUAUUUAAUACAUAUUAAUGCCUGUGCCUACUACGCCUUUUCGACUUGGGAAGGACUUGGCAGCAAUGGAUGGGUUUUCAACGGGAUUGGAAGCGCAUACAUACGUUGCUUUUAUUUUGCCACAAAGACGGCAACGUCCAUUGGAAAAAAUCCAAAACCAGAGAACGAAUAUGAGUAUCUGUUUAUGACCGCCAGCUGGCUAAUGGGAGUUUUUGUCUUUGCUCUGCUCAUAGGACAAAUACGUGAUAUUAUCACAACAGCCACUUAUACCAGAAGCGAGUAUCGCAAACUGGUCGAUGAGACUUUGGAACACAUGAGGAGAUUAGGUUUGCCACAAAAACUUCAAGAACGUGUGAAGUUGUGGUUUACGUUUACAUGGGAACAGCAUCAUACAUUAGACGAAAGUCGCAUACUGGAUUCAUUACCGAUCAAGAUGAAGACGGACGUUGCUAUUAAUGUUCAUAUACAAACUUUAGGCAAGGUUCAACUUUUUCAUGAUUGUGACGAGGCCCUUUUACGUGAACUCGUAUUGAAAUUGAGACCAGUCAUUUAUCUACCUGGGGAUACUGUAUGUCGAAAGGGUGAAGUUGGCAAGGAGAUGUAUAUAGUGAAGACUGGCCAGGUACAAGUAUUAGGAGGUCCUGAUGAUAACGAAGUUCUAGCGACGCUAACCGAAGGUUCUGUCUUUGGGGAAAUUAGUUUACUGGCUAUUAAUGGUGGGAAUCGAAGAACUGCAACUGUUCGUUCCCGAGGAUUUUCCAAUCUCUUCGUACUGAGCAAAGGCGAUUUGAACGAAGCAAUACAGCAUUAUCCGGAUGCCCAACAAAUUUUACGAAAAAAAGCCAGGUCCUUGAUGAGACGAAACGCAGCGAGAGAAAAUCGUAUCAAGGAGCUGGAAACAGAAGUCAUUAAGCCGAAGCAAGCAACGUCAGAAACACCACGUUUAUUGAAAACCGUGCUACAAGUUGUAUCCGAGGAUUCUAUGACGGCGCAUCUAAUAAAGCAUGGCGCCCAACGCAGGGCUUCUAAAAACAACAAAGAGGAUUCGAAUAUUCAGUCCAGUAAUUUAACAAACAUCCAACCAAUUGAACCAUCGAAAAAUUCUGUACAGUCUUAUCUCCGAGUGCCUUUGGUUCACUCUAUGAAAGUCAAUACAAGACUAAGCAGACCUAACAAAGUUGGCUGUGUUUCUCAACCAGUGACUUCUGGUUUUCAUGAAAACUUCACAGCUAAGGGAUUGAUUAACAAAGAUAGACUGGUACGCAAAACAGCUUCUGAACCGUGCCUUAGUCCAGAUGACCUCAAUACAUUUCAGUGUACUGUAACAGUGCACCAGGAGAUGCACUGAAUUAUUGUCUAAGUUCGUGAGAGUAGUAGUGGACCAAUGAUGAGUAAGCUUAUAAAAUCAAUAUUUUACAAACAAAAAUGAAAGUAUACAGUAAGUGUAUUGCUUAAGCAAUAAAGGUAACCACCAGGUAAUAUUGAAUAAAAUCUAUAUUUUAUAAGAAAAAA
Messenger RNA from Cephus cinctus (wheat stem sawfly), 2741 nucleotides. It is a transcript of the gene CngB, whose product is annotated as cyclic nucleotide-gated cation channel beta-1. The transcript is spliced from 15 exons. Bases 265 to 2577 code for a protein of 770 amino acids. Gene Ontology annotation, molecular function: intracellularly cGMP-activated cation channel activity; protein-containing complex binding; intracellularly cAMP-activated cation channel activity. Gene Ontology annotation, cellular component: intracellular cyclic nucleotide activated cation channel complex; plasma membrane. The record is from RefSeq and is a predicted model, not a curated record. NCBI's taxonomy places the organism in Eukaryota, Metazoa, Arthropoda, Insecta, Hymenoptera, Cephidae. Gene Ontology annotation, biological process: monoatomic cation transmembrane transport.